AUGCCCUCGAACGAAAAGACCUCCCAAAACACCAACUCGGCACUAGAAAAAGCCAAGUCUCUGUUUUUUCUAAUCCCGAUCCUGCCACCGAACGCGUUCAAGAAGCUCGAAAAAAAGAUGGACCUCGAGGACAAGUUUCUGCGGAAAAACUUCAAGAUGCUCUCCUAUGAGCUGGAAUUGGGCAACUCGCAGCCUUGUACCGUCAGCACUUUGAUUCGCAUCUACUCACCAACAAAGCCGGCUUAUGCCGAUGUUCACUUUGAGUCGUCUUCAUGUGACUGGCGAUACCAGCUCGGGUUCAAGCUCAAGAUCCAUGCGCGCUAG
Molecule: messenger RNA, 324 nt
Organism: Cyclocybe aegerita
Lineage: Eukaryota; Fungi; Basidiomycota; Agaricomycetes; Agaricales; Hemipholiotaceae
Source: the annotation of a GenBank genome assembly